AUGCGUCAAUCUCUCCGCCGGUCCUGUGCUGCAUGUGCCAAGUCAAAGUCCAGCUGCGAUCUCCGCACACCGCGCUGUUCUCGCUGCAUCAAGCGGCAAGUCGAAUGUGCCUAUGCGAACGAACCUUCGACGGGGCCGGCAACUUCCGGGUGGCAGAAUGGGACAUCAACAAGCCCACUAGAUGGAUCCGGGACUUUAACCAACUACAGAUUCGGGUCUCUUGAUCCGUUUGAUUCGUAUCCGCAGACUAGACUUCCUCGAGAACACGUUCAACGUCUGAUCUACAGCUUCCUCCACAAAAUCGCCUUCCAAUACUACCCUCUCGACCUUAAUGCGACUUCAAACCCGUUCUUGGUCUCUUGGUGGCCACUCGCACUAGGGGAUCCAGCACUAUUUCACGUCUCUCUUCAGACGGCAUGUCUUGACGAAGAGUUGCUGGCGCAGAAAGGGUUUCAGACCUCUGAACUUCUUAUGGUAGACUCGGUGGCUCUACUGCGACGCAAAGUUGAAUACAUGUCACUGGCUGUUCAAGAUGGGACUAUGAACUCAGUCAUCACCUUGGCAACCAUUGAGUUCGGUAAAGGAAAUAUAAAAGUCGGUGAAAUGCAUGUCAACGGAUUAAAAAGGCUGGUCGACAUGAGAGGCGGCAUCAACGCAGUAAGGCAGACAAGCCCACUUACCGCGAGGAUGGUCAGCUGGGUAUCGAUGCUCAUCAUGGGUCAUCCUCAAUUCGAGACCCAGGAUGACUUCGGCAUUGGAGAUGGCAUUCCUCCCAUCCCCGAAUGGCAGUUUGACUCAACCACGCUCGACGAUCAGUUAUUUGAUCUCAACACCAUUGAAAUGGACUAUGCCGUUAAGAAUGUCUUCAGUCGUCUGCGCAACAUCUUCCAGCGAGCGCGCAAUAUACCUUUACCUGCCACACAACUUCACGACCUUACCUGUUUUGUCAUACACCGACUCCUACUCUCCGCUCCAGCUACGGCAAUACCACCGUCAUCACCGACGACGGAAUCCAUUCGCUACGGAAUCAUACUCUACAUGUUCAUUGCUCAGGGACCAACAUAUUACUCGCAUGCAGUCAUACAGAAUACGAUUGUGGUUCGAUUUAUGGAGCACCUUGAGCAUCUCGCAUCAACGCGGGUUUAUGAUUCACUUGAUGUCUGGUUUGCUGCGGUCGGACUGGUGGCUUCGGCUGGCACGGCUCAUCACGGGUGGUUUAUGAAGAGGGCACAAGAUAUAGCUGCCGCUCUGCAACUGGGCAACUUCGGUGACACCCUCACCCACAUCAAGACCAUUUUGUGGUUGGAGAAACCGCAGAGUGAAGAUCUCUUUCGAUCUCAUUGGGAUACUAUCUUCGAUUUCAAGGAUCAAUCAGUACUACCGGACCUCUCGAUAUCGGUGUCACCAUAUAGCAGUAGCGUGGAAUUUAUAUGA
Messenger RNA from Penicillium mononematosum, 1434 nucleotides. RefSeq names its product Zn(II)2Cys6 transcription factor. Gene Ontology annotation, molecular function: zinc ion binding; DNA-binding transcription factor activity, RNA polymerase II-specific. Lineage: Eukaryota; Fungi; Ascomycota; Eurotiomycetes; Eurotiales; Aspergillaceae. The transcript has 4 exons. Gene Ontology annotation, biological process: regulation of DNA-templated transcription. The record is from RefSeq and is a predicted model, not a curated record. Bases 1 to 1434 code for a protein of 477 amino acids.